Molecule: messenger RNA, 2828 nt
Organism: Gadus morhua (Atlantic cod)
Lineage: Eukaryota; Metazoa; Chordata; Actinopteri; Gadiformes; Gadidae
Gene: nrg2b
Product: neuregulin 2b
Exons: 12
Coding region: 451-2655 (734 amino acids)
Biological process (GO): intracellular signal transduction; animal organ development; nervous system development
Molecular function (GO): signaling receptor binding
Source: RefSeq, a predicted model, not a curated record
AGAGAGAGAGAGAGAGAGAGGGAGGGAGGGAGAUCAAGACAGAGACAGAGAGAGAGGGAGAGAGAGGGAGUGAGAGCGGCGGUUUAAUGUAGGGCCCUGAAUUAGAGAGGUGAGGCUAAUUUACGAGUCUUGUUUUGCGUUUCAGGAAAAGGGGGGAGUGAACACGGGGGGAUGGUGGUGGUCGAGAAGGGGAAUGCAGCAAUCCCGUUUUUCUAAGCAUGCAGAAGCGGAGCUCUUCCGGUUCCUAGGCUGGUGGUUGUGAGUCCCCGUCCUCCGAGGCAGCAGCCGUAUGGGGGAAGCAGCGGCAGACACAGAUGGCAUGGACACUUCCGCAAGGUCUGCCGCUCUGCCCUGCCUGCUCCGCCGGUGCCCGUCCGCCGCCGCCGCCGCCUCUCUCUUCCAGCGCGCCCCGCCACCCAGCAGCACUGCAGCACAGCACAGGCUGACGGCAUGAGGCUUGAUCCAGUCCAUUUCUCCAUGCUGGUCAUCGGGGUCUCCUUCGCCUGCUACGCCCCGAGUCUCAACUCCCUCCAGGACCAGGCGUACCGGGCCGCCGUGGUCAUCGAGGGCGAGGUGCGCUCCUCCUCCCCGGAGAACGCUACCUCGCGGGAGCCCUACAGUGUGAAUGUCAAAGUGCUGGACGUGUGGCCUAUCAACAGCGGCGGGCUCGAGAAGGAGCAGCUCGUGACCGUCGGAGACUUCGGCUCCGAGGCCCCGUGCACCACGGUGGAGAAGGACCACAGAUACAUCUUUUUCAUGGACCCCACGGCCGAGCCCUUGGUGUUCAAGGCUUCGUACGCCCCUGUGGACGCCAGCGAGCCGGAGCUGAAGAAGGACGUAGAGAGAGUGCUGUGUGAGGACUGCGCCUCUGCUCCUAAGCUGCGGCCGAUGCAGGGCCAGUCUCUGAUGGAGGGGGACAAGCUGUACCUGAAGUGCGAGGCGUCGGGGAGCCCCAGCCCCUCCUUCCACUGGUACAAAGACGGUCUCAAGCUGCAGAAGGGCCGCGACCUGAAGAUCAAGACCAACAAGAAGAACUCCAAGGUGCAGAUCAGCCGCGUGCGCGUGGACGACUCGGGGAACUACACCUGCGUGGCGGAGAACUCUCUGGGCCAGGAGAACGCCACCAGCCUCAUCAGCGUUCAGAUCUUGACCACGACCACGCCGUCGGCGGGCGUGAGCCACACGCGGCGCUGCAACGAGUCGGAGCGGACGUACUGCGUCAACGGCGGAGACUGUUACUUCAUACACGGUAUAAACCAGCUCAUCUGCAAGUGUCCAAACGACUACACAGGCGACCGCUGUCAGAACUCCGUCAUGGCCGGUUUCUACAAACUUCGUGGAAUUGAAUUUAUGGAGGCGGAGGAGCUGUACCAGAGGCGCGUCCUGACCAUCACGGGCAUCUGUGUGGCGCUGCUCGUGGUGGGCAUCGUGUGCGUGGUGGCCUACUGCAAAACCAAGAAGCAGAGGCAGAAGAUGCAGAACCACCUCCACCAGGGUCAGAACCAGUGUGUGGAGCAGCCCAACCGGACCCUGGCCAACGGGCCCAAUCACCCGGGCCCCGGCCCCGAGGAGAUCCCCAUGGUGGACUACAUCUCCAAGAGCGUCCCGACCACAGAGUGCGUCAUCAGCCACGGAGCGGAGGGCGCCGGGAACUACGCAGGCAGCCGCAUGUCCACGCGCUCACACCACUCCUCCACUGCCUCUCACGCCUCCAGACACGAGGAGCAGACGUGGAGCAUGGAGCGCACAGAGAGCAUGAACUCGGACUGCCAGUCGGGGGCGCUGUCCAGCUCGGUGGGGACCAGUAAGUGCAGCAGCCCGGCCUGCAUGGCGCGGAGGGGCGCGCCCCACUGGGGCUGCGGCCAGCUGGCCCGGCCCGCCGCCGGCAUGACGUACGGAGACUCCUACGACUCACUGAGGGACUCACCCCACAGCGACAGGUACGUCUCGGCGCUGACCACGCCGGCGCGCCUCUCCCCGGUGGAGUUCCACUACCCCGCGCUGCCCCCCCAGGUGCCCACCUUCCAGAUCACCUCCCACCACACGGCCCACGGCCUGGGCCUGCCCCCCUCCUCCGCCAACGCCACCUACCACAGGGAAGACGACCAACCACUGCUGCGCUGCCCUGACGACGGCCGGCUGUACCGGCAGCCCCGUCGGCCCCGGCGGUCCUACCUGGCCGAGAGCACGGGUAGCCUGCCCUCCAGCCCCUACCGCCUGCCGGACGAGGAGGCCUACGAGACCACCCAGGAGUACGCCUCGUCGCGGGAGCCAAUCCGCAGCCGGCGCCGGCCCCGCCGCAGCCGCCUCAACGGCCACGCCUCCCUGCGCGCCGCGGGGGCGGGGCUAAGGGACUACAGCUCCCAGAGCUUCAGCCAAUCGGAUGAGGAGUACGGGGAGGACGAGGAGGACGAGGAGGGGGAGGAGGAGGAGGAGGAGGAGGAGGAGGAGGGCCACGGCGAGAGCACGCCCUUCCUCAGUAUGCAGAACAUGAGCGUGGAGCCGCCGCCCCUGGUCCUGGCCCCCAUGGGCUACCGUCUGUCGUCGGGCGGGGACACGCGGACUCACCGGGCUCCCAGCCGGGGCCCCGGGCCCCGCAGCAACGGCCAGAGCCGCGGAGGACAGCGCUCAAAGACAGACCACAUGCCCCUUUAAGACUGGCCCCGCCCCGCCCCCACCCAGCCCCACACACACCUGCCCUCACCCCCCCAUACUACUCUGUCCUCCACCUUACAGACCACCACCGACACAAACACACACACACAUACACACACACACACAUAUACACACACACACGCACACACACACACACACACACAUACACACAC